GUCGGCUGGUGUUUGCCUCUCGGGAUGACCCGGGACAGGUCACGCUCGACGUCGACGUCGUGAAGGAGCUGGGCUGCGCAGGAAACUCAAUCGCCUGACGACAGAGUUCCUUCCGACUGUCAUCGAGCUGUUGGCCUGCAAUGAGGCCAAGACCCGGUUUCUUCAGCAAGAAGCCGACCACUGGGACGUCGCCACUGUCCUCAGGGCUGACCUGGUGCAGAAGGAGGUGGAGCUCGCCGUGCUUUGCUCUUCCAUCCACAAGGCUCAGACCAAUGCCGUGGCGGAGCGGGCCGAGCUAGCGGAGCGAGUGGCACGGGCGGAUGGGCAACUAAGCAUGGCCGUGUUGGAGAACGCGGUCCUUGCGUCGCAGCUGGCCGAGGCCCGCCGGAUGGGCGAAGAGACCCGGUCUACCGCCGCGUCCGCCGCACAGGAGGCUGCCCGCGAGAAGGUCGUCUUGGCGGCGCAGGCGGCGGACCGGGGUGAGGCCCUGGCGAGCUCCCGCCGCGACCUCGAGGCCGUCAGGCAACAAGUCGCCUCUCUUCAUGGCCGGCUUGUCACUGUGGCCACGGAGAGGGACCGGCUUCUGGCUAUUGCCCGCGAUCGCGAUACGGAGCUCACCGCCGCGUGCUCGGAACUUGAAGAGCUGCACUCCCGACGAGCAAAGGAUGCCGCCGUGGUGAACGAGGCCCUCACCCAGCAUGAGGAGCUGAUGGCGCUCACGCAGCGGCUCGCCGAGGGUGCAAUAGGUACGUACCGUGACUCCCCGCCUUGCUUGGCCGUGAAGGUGAUUUUUCUGUGGCGCGCCCUUCUUCUUCCUCUACCCUUUCUCAGGAAAAGUCACGGAGCUCAAGCUGUCUAGCCCGGUGGCUGACAGGAUCCGUCGAGCAAUCCUGGAGAAGGAUGUGGCCCAGCAAUUGCUUAUCCAGGCUGUCGUGCAGACGUUGGAGGCGCUCGAGGUCAGCGACGAGGGCUCGUUGGUCGAGCGUAUCGGCGGACCCCAGGGUUUGCCCGGGAGCGAGGAAUGGACAUGGCCUACCAGCUGGUCCACUGAGUGAUCACCAUGUUCGUCUUGCAAUACCCGGAGAUGCCACACGAGCUGCUAGCCGGUGGGUGGGCUCCCGGACAUGAGGACCACCGAUAUGCUGAAUUUGAAGAAGGGUCUGCCGAGUUCACCAGGGUAGUGCAAGACGAACAUGGUGACGACCACAAGCGCUCCAGGGCAGGGCAACUGGAGUGGAUGAUGCUGUGCAGUGAGGCCUCCGACAGA
Aegilops tauschii subsp. strangulata is the source of this 1267-nucleotide messenger RNA. NCBI's taxonomy places the organism in Eukaryota, Viridiplantae, Streptophyta, Magnoliopsida, Poales, Poaceae. The record is from RefSeq and is a predicted model, not a curated record.